Messenger RNA from Colossoma macropomum (tambaqui), 1784 nucleotides. It is a transcript of the gene prmt1, whose product is annotated as protein arginine methyltransferase 1. The transcript is spliced from 10 exons. Lineage: Eukaryota; Metazoa; Chordata; Actinopteri; Characiformes; Serrasalmidae. The record is from RefSeq and is a predicted model, not a curated record. Gene Ontology annotation, molecular function: protein-arginine N-methyltransferase activity. Gene Ontology annotation, cellular component: nucleus. The coding region runs from base 57 to 1103 and encodes 348 amino acids.
CGGGGAGCGUUUAACGUUCCGCGCUGCAGCCGCCGACUCAAAAAUCUCUCGGCGAAAUGGCGGAGACGACGGACAGGAUGGAGGUGUCCCAGGGAGAAAGCUCAGAGAAGCCUGCUGCGGAGGACAUGACGUCCAAGGACUACUACUUUGACUCCUACGCUCACUUCGGCAUUCAUGAGGAGAUGCUUAAGGAUGAAGUGCGCACACUCACGUACAGAAACUCCAUGUUUCACAACAAGCAUCUGUUCAAGGAUAAGGUGGUGUUGGAUGUAGGCAGUGGAACAGGCAUCCUGAGUAUGUUUGCGGCCAAGGCUGGUGCCAAGAAAGUCAUCGGCAUUGAGUGCAGCAGCAUAUCAGACUAUGCUGUGAAGAUUGUCAAGGCCAACAAGCUGGAUCAUAUUGUAACCAUUAUCAAGGGCAAGGUGGAGGAGGUGGAGCUUCCGGUGGAGCAUGUAGACAUCAUUAUCUCUGAGUGGAUGGGCUACUGUCUCUUUUACGAGUCCAUGCUCAACACAGUGAUCUAUGCUAGGGACAAGUGGCUGAAACCUGAUGGGCUCAUCUUCCCUGACAGAGCUACCCUUUACAUCACAGCCAUUGAAGAUCGGCAAUACAAGGAUUACAAAAUCCACUGGUGGGAGAACGUCUAUGGGUUUGAUAUGUCCUGCAUUAAGGAAGUGGCCAUUAAGGAGCCUCUGGUGGAUGUUGUUGACCCGAAACAGCUUGUCAGCAGCGCCUGCCUCAUUAAGGAAGUGGAUAUCUACACAGUGAAGAUUGAGGACCUGUCUUUCACCUCACCCUUCUGCCUGCAAGUGAGGAGAAAUGACUACAUCCAUGCUCUAGUCACCUAUUUCAACAUUGAGUUCACACGCUGCCACAAAAGGACCGGCUUCUCGACCAGUCCAGAGUCUCCUUAUACUCACUGGAAGCAGACUGUGUUUUAUCUUGACGACUAUCUGACCGUGAAGACAGGAGAGGAGAUCUUUGGCACCAUCAGUAUGAAACCCAACGUCAAGAAUAACAGAGACCUGGACUUCACUGUAGAUAUUGACUUCAAGGGCCAGCUCUGUGAGAUGUCCAAGACAUCGGAGUACAGGAUGCGCUAGAUCCCCUCUAGUAUUAGUGUGUUUGCAUCUGGGGCAACUUUUUGAGGCAGAUCAGUGCAUGUUGUGUGUGUAUGUGUUUGUGUGUGUGAGUGUGUGACCUCAUUCUUUUUAGAGAUCUGGUCUUAUGCUGUGAAAUCACUGAAAGAGGAGGAGAGUUUUCAGCUUUUAUAUGGACACUGAGUUUAUAUACAGUGACUGCACUGGAAGAGACUUGACAUUUACUCUUCCUUUUUCUUUUUUUCUUUUUUAAAAUUAAUUGUGCAAUAGUCUCAAAGAACAGAUUUACUUUAACCUUGCCAUGAUUUAUUUGGCCACCUAACUUCAAAGUAUUUUCCUGCCCAGUGUGAAAUGAUCAGGCAUAUCUAAGACAUGCACACACAAACAUGCACUGCCUCCCUCUUGCCUGUAAAUAGUGUUCAUGUUCAGUCACUUCAAACUGUUGUGGAGUCAUGAAUCCUGUUACAGCAACACAUGCCUGUCCCUGGUUUUUCCCCCUUUUCUUUUUUUUUCUUUUAGUUUCUAUUCCUCAGAUCCUCCUGUGACAGUUUCAUUGCCCUUCCAUCAGCCAGUCAGCAUGUCUGUUAGUCAUGGGGGAGGGAGGGGGAGCAAAUGCAAGUCGGUCAUUUAUUGUAUAUUUGAAAUUAUCUGUCCACAGUCCAGUUUUCAGUGUAAAAAAAAAAA